GGUCUGCAGGAGGUUUUAGAUGAACAUAAGCUCAGUCUGAGGAGGAGAUGUGAACAUGUGACUGAAGGAACUGAUGAAACGGGAAGUAGAACCCUCCUCAACAGGAUCUACACUGAGCUCUACAUCACAGAGGACAGAGUGAAGGUUAAUACUCAACAUGAGGUGAGGCAGCUUGAGACGGCUUCCAAGAUGAAGAGCCUCCACGACACUCCCAUCAAGUGCCACGACAUCUUUAAAGCCUCAACUGACCAGCAGAGCAGCAUCAGAGUAAGUCACAUUAGCAGGCGUCGCUGGCGUUGGAAAACCUUCUCGGUGCAGAAGUUCCUCUGGACUGGGCAGGGUUUAGAAAACCAAGAUGUGGGUCUGCUGACUGUGCUUUCGUAGGAGCUGAACCUGGUGAAAGACCAGCAGCACAGUCUUCUCACGCUGCUCCGUGUUUUCCAUCCAGCGUUACAGAAGCUCACGGCAGGAAGCUGCGCUGUCUGUAAACCUUUGUUCAUCUUUGACGGCCUGGAUGAAAGCAGACUUUCUCUGGACUUCAACCACAGGGAGCUCGUGUCUGAUGUCACACAGAGGUCAUCAGUCCAGAUGCUGCUGACAAACCUCAUCAGGAAUCUGCUUCCCUCGGCUCUCGUCUGGAUAACCUCCAGACCUACGGCUGACAAUCAGAUCCCUCCUGCAUGUGUUGACAGGGUCACAGAAGUACGAGGCUUCACUGGCGCCCAGAAGGAGAAGUACUUCAGGAGAAGGUUCAGUGAUGAAGAGCUGUGCAGCAGAAUCAUCUCACACAUCCAAGGCGUCCAGGAGCCUCCACAUCAUGUCCAAAUCCCAGUCUUCUGCUGGAUGAGUGCUACAGUUCUGGAGCACAUGUUGACCACAGACCAGAGAGGCUGCCCAAGACCUGACCUGACCUGUACUCACCUUCCUGCUGGUUCUGGACAAAGAGGAGAAGAACAACAAGUACGGUGAGGACAUGAGGCGACUCAACAGCAGCUGACGGAGGCUGACAGGGGCGUUCUUCUGAAGCUAGGGCUGGCACUUAAACAUCUGGAGAAGGAAACAUCAUGUUCUACCAGAAGACCUGGGCGGUGUGGUCUUAAUGUUACAGAGGCCUCAGUGUACUCAGGAGUUUGUCUUGAGAUCUUCAGAAGAGAGUGUGUGAUCUUCCAGAAAUCAGUCUACUGCUUUGUUCAUCUGAGCGUUCAGGAGUUUCUGGCUGCAGUCUACAUGUUCCACAGUUACACCAAGAGAACAGAAGAACUCAACAACUUGAGAACCUAUUGGAACACAGACAGUACCUUCUCCCUGGAUGACCUCCUGAAGAGAACCAUGGAGAAAUCCCUCACCAGUAAAAAUGGUCAUCUGGACCUGUUUGUUCGCUUCCUUCACGGCGUCAGUCUGGAGUCCAACCAGAGUCUUGGAGGCCUGCUGGGUCGGACAGAGAACAAUCCAAGAAUCAUCAGAGAAGUCAUCAGCAAUCUGAAGGAGAUGCAGAGUGAUGACAUUUCUGACAGAAGCAUCAACAUCUUCCACUGGGCUGAGAUGAGCGACCACUCAGUUCAUCAGCAGAUCUCGCAACAGUUCCACAGUCAGAAGACAGAUGAAGAGGAACUCUCUGAGAUCCACUGCUCAGCUCUGGCCUACAUGCUGCAGAUGUCAGAGGAGGUUCUGGAUGAGUUGGACCUGGAGAAGUUCAACACAUCAGACCAGGGUCGACAGAGACUGAUCCCAGCAGUGAGGAACUGCAGGAAGGCUUCGACUUGUGGUUGUCGACUCUCAGAACUCACUGUGAAGUCGUGGCCUCAGCUCUGAAGUGAGACCUCACAUCUGGGAGAACUGGAUCUGAGUGGAAAUCCCCUGCAGGAUUCAGGAGUGAAGCUGCUGUGUUCUGGACUGGAGAGUCCAAACUGCCGGACAUGAAGUAUAAAUCUUGCUAGCUGCAUUCUGUCAGAGAUCAGCUGUUCUUCUCUGGCUUCAGCUCUGAGGUCAAACCCCUCUCAUCUGAGAGAACUGGAUCUGAGUAACAACGACCUGCAGGACUCAGGAGUGAAGGAGCUGUGUGGUUUUCUACAGAGUCCAACCUGUCGACUGGAG
Molecule: messenger RNA, 2094 nt
Organism: Hippoglossus stenolepis (Pacific halibut)
Lineage: Eukaryota; Metazoa; Chordata; Actinopteri; Pleuronectiformes; Pleuronectidae
Product: NLR family CARD domain-containing protein 3
Molecular function (GO): protein binding
Source: RefSeq, a predicted model, not a curated record